GGCGUCUCCGUAGGUCAGCGCGGAGCGCAGGGGCUGCUGGGAAGAUGGCUGGAGUGGGCAUGGCGGCUGCGGCUGCCACGAGUCCUUGUCGGAGGUGGGGCUGCGCGGCCGUCUCCUUCGGCUUUCACCGUGGCCUCUGCACGUUACUCGUUCGGAAGCCCGAGAAGGCUCCACGGUGGUUCCCAGCUUGCAGACAAAAGGCAUCAGUCUCUUUCCUUAGUCGACCAGACCUUCCAAAACUGGCUUAUAAGAGACUAAAAGGCAAAAGUCCAGGAAUUAUCUUCCUCCCUGGCUAUAUUUCUAAUAUGACUGGUACAAAAGCAUUGGCGAUUGAGGAGUUUUGCAAAUCUCUAGGUCACGCCUAUAUAAGGUUUGAUUACUCAGGAGUUGGACAAUCAGAAGGUAACUUACAAGAGUCUACAGUAGGAAAAUGGAGAAAAGAUGUUCUUUCUAUAAUUGAUGACUUAGCUGAAGGACCACAGAUACUAGUUGGAUCUAGCCUCGGCGGAUGGCUUAUGCUUCAUGCUGCAAUUGCACGGCCACAAAAGGUUGUGGCCCUUAUUGGUAUAGCUGCAGCUGUAGAUGGCCUAGUGACAGAGUUUAAUCAGCUUCCUGUUGAGGCUUUUCUCCUGAGCUCCAAGUACAUAAAACCACUGCCUAAUGAUCUGGGACGAACCAUGAACAUCCCAAACCCAGCUGAACAUUCUUUCAUGGACAACUAUAUAGAGACAAUAAAUAUAAAUAUCCUCAAAAACAAAGGGUCCCUGCCACUGCAAAGUGCUACUGGAAGGAGUGAGAAACGACCACCCAGCUCCCUUGCUGCCUGUGAAUCGAUGGCUAACCGGGGCCCGAGCUACGGCUUAAGCCGAGAGGUGCAGGAGAAGAUCGAGCAGAAGUACGACGCGGACCUGGAGAACAAGCUGGUGGACUGGAUCAUCCUGCAGUGCGCCGAGGACAUCGAGCACCCGCCCCCCGGCAGGGCCCAUUUUCAGCAGUGGUUGAUGGACGGGACGGUCCUGUGCAAGCUGAUAAACAGUUUAUACCCACCUGGACAAGAGCCCAUUGCCAAGAUCUCCGAGUCCAAGAUGGCUUUUAAGCAGAUGGAGCAGAUCUCCCAGUUCCUAAAAGCUGCAGAGACCUACGGCGUCAGGACCACUGACAUUUUUCAAACAGUGGAUUUAUGGGAAGGGAAGGACAUGGCAGCUGUGCAGAGGACCCUGAUGGCUCUAGGCAGUGUGGCAGUCACCAAGGAUGACGGCUGCUACCGGGGAGAGCCAUCCUGGUUUCACAGGAAAGCCCAGCAGAAUCGGAGAGGAUUUUCAGAGGAGCAGCUUCGCCAAGGACAGAAUGUGAUAGGCCUGCAGAUGGGCAGCAACAAGGGCGCCUCCCAGGCGGGCAUGACGGGGUACGGGAUGCCCAGGCAGAUCCUGUGAGACGCUGCAUCCGUCCCCAGUGGAGAGGACGGAUGUUCCACACCACGGGUCUCUGUGACAAAGAAAUAGUUAGUCACCUUCUGACCUUUCUCAAAGCCUCCUGUCCCUGGUUUUUGCAAGUGCUGCAUUUCUGCUGAGAACCCGCGUUGCCUACUGCUGCCACCUCCUGUUCAUUUAGAACUAUGCAAGGACUCCGCUUCCUCCCCCUCAGCUCCUUCUUUGCCCCCAAGUCUCCGUUUGUCUGAUUAUUUAUUUAUUUAUUUCCCCAAAUUUUCCCUUCUCCAGUUACAGAACACACCAAAUAAACAAAUUAGUCUUAUGUCUUAAA
This is a messenger RNA of Myotis davidii, 1761 nucleotides long. It is a transcript of the gene ABHD10, whose product is annotated as abhydrolase domain containing 10. Lineage: Eukaryota; Metazoa; Chordata; Mammalia; Chiroptera; Vespertilionidae. The transcript is spliced from 11 exons. Gene Ontology annotation, cellular component: mitochondrion. The record is from RefSeq and is a predicted model, not a curated record. Bases 45 to 1433 code for a protein of 462 amino acids. Gene Ontology annotation, molecular function: palmitoyl-(protein) hydrolase activity; protein binding; hydrolase activity, hydrolyzing O-glycosyl compounds. Gene Ontology annotation, biological process: protein depalmitoylation.